GCGCGGCCCUGGGAAAGCGCAGGAAGGAAAACCGGUGCGCGCGCGCACGCGCGUGCGUGCGCGCAAAAGGAAGAGCCGCGCCUCCGAGAUCCAAGCCCCGCGUUGCGUUGCAAGCGGCAACCUCGGCCGCUCCGGCUUCUCCUCCUCCUGCUGCUGUUGCAGGAAGUGGAAGCUCCCAGGGCUGCGCUGGGAUGGAUUGCAACGAACCUCACGCGGGGCUGUUGCUGGGCGAAGGCGCUGGCGAGGCGGCGGCGGCGGGGGUUGGAGCUGCCGCUGCUGCAAAAGGAAACAAGGGUCCCAUGGAGGGAGACAAAGAGCCAGCCAUCCGGACUCACCAGGGCUCCCCACCGGGCGAGAAGCCCUUCCCGUUCUCUGCCUGGGAAGAGGGCUCGGGGGAUGAGAACGUCUUGGUCAUCCACAGCCAGGUGGAGGAAGAGGAGCACAAGUGCGUCGUGUGCGGGGAGAGCUUCCCCCAGCCGCUGAGCCUCUUGCGCCACCAGAAGCAGCAGCACGCCGGCGAGCGGGCCUUCGUGUGCCCCGAGUGUGGGCGGGGCUUCAGCCUCAAGCACAACCUCAUCAUACACCAGAGAAUCCACACUGGGGAGAAGCCAUUCAGCUGCAGCGUCUGCGGGAAGCGCUUCAGCCUCAAGCAGAACCUGCUCACGCAUCAGCGGGUGCACGGCGGCGAGAGGCCCUUUUCCUGCCCCACCUGUGGGAAGAGCUUCCGGGAGCAGCGUCCCCUCCUUGCCCAUCAGAAAGGGGACUGUGGCUCAGCGGUCAAGGAGAAGCAGGGCGCCCCCGUCCCCCAGCGGAUGCAAACCCGGGGGAGGCCCCGUGCGUCGAGCGAGGGGGAGGAGAGCUAUGGGCAGAAGCCGCUGAGGGUGAAGCCCCAAGGGAAGCCCCAGCAGAAUGGGUCCGCCUUCGCAUGCCGGGAGUGUGGGGAAGACUUCAGCUGCAAGAGUGGCCUUGUCAGUCACCAGAGAAUCCACCGCACGGAGAGACCACCACUUCAGAAUGAGGAGGGCAAGCGACGCUUCGGCCAGAAAGAGGCCCCGAAGAGCCCAAACCAGAGACUCCAUGCGGGAGACACCCCCUUCCAGUGCCUGACGUGUGGGAAAAACUUUGCCCAGAAAGGCAGCCUUGCCGCUCAUCGGAGAAGUCACCUUGGCCAGGAGAUGCUCAGCUGAGGAGGCUACCGCCGGGAUGGGAAGAGUGGGGAAGGCAGUGCAUUGGGAAUAGUCCUGAAAGCAGAAAGUCAGCAGGGGAAAGGGGAGUGCUGAUGGUUUGUGUGGGGAAAUAGGGGGACGCUAGGAGAUGGCCUGAAAAGGGGGAGAUAGAAGGCCCUUCAGCAGGUGGGGCUUCUGCCACUGGGAAUAUUGACCAUAUCGCUUGAGGCUGAAGCCUCCGAGAACUUGGGAUCCCAUCAUCUGUGAGAUCCAAUCGCCAAGAUGCAUUCAUUCCCAAAGUAAAAGCCAAUUUUCUAUGGAUCAGCCACAUUUCCAGCUGGUACCACGUGUCUUCGUAUACAGUACAUCCCCUCCGUUGCUCCAUCUGGUUUCCUUUUGGACAGCCAGGUUGUGCUCCUCUGUGUUUCCGUUCCUGUAGAGACUCUGAGCCGACAAUCAUACAGCAUGAUCUGCUUGGGUGUUUUCCAUCGUUAAUGUUUUCCUUCCUUGGUUAUAAAUGGAGAUGUCUGAGUUUUCCCAAGCCCUGUUGGGUGGCUAAUUUCACCUCCCCCUCCCGAAUCUGCACGGCAUGUGCAGCUACAGGCUUCGCUGUUAUUUUGGUCCUGCAGAACGGCAAGAGUCACCUGGUUUGGGAGCAGGAGGGUGUAGUGUCAGAGUUUGUGCCAAAGAUAGUCGACGUUAACUUAGGGGUGUUGAGGGAUCAGAAUGACCACGCUAAGGAGGUAUGUGAUUUUACUGGGUGUUGCUGUAGAGGUGCCUCACCAUAAGUGUUUCCGUUAUUGCUUCCUAUGGAUUUAAACCUGCAAGUGAUUGUGUGCAGACAGGGUCCUUUGGCUCAUGGCUGACCAUGGGAAUUCUUCAGUUGACAGCGGUGUGUUGCAAAUUACCUUGGAGAAAGGUGGAGUAAUCAGGUAUCUGUUGGCAGGAAAAACUGCAUUGUGUAUCGGAGAAUCCAUGCAGUUGUCAGUUAUUGUCGGAGAAUGCCUUCACUGCAUAUCAGAGAAUCCACAGGAGAGCACAAAUGCAUUUGUCGGGUAUUGCCAGAGAAUGCCUUUAGAGGAGAGAGAUAUCCCUGAGGAGAGGCAGCCGCCGCCCCUAAUCUUGUUUCAAGAGCCUCUUGGUGAAUACACAGAUGAAAAGACCUUGUGACUGUCAUGGGUGUGUGGAGGGACCCCCUUUUGAUAACUAAAGUUUAAAAAAAUAAUGAUAAUGAAUGUCUAAAUGAACGUGUCCUGAAUUUUGGGAAAGGUUUUGAUCCAGGAGAGAAACUCGAGUGAAACACUAGAGCAGCCUUCGCCAACCGAGUGCCCACCAGAUAUUUUGGACUCCCAUCAGUCUUGGCAUCAUACAGUUGUGCUGAGUAGGGUGAGGGGAGUUAGAACCCAAGACACUUGGAGGGCAUGAGAUUGACGGAAACUGGUUUAGAAGUAGUACUUUACAAAGAACGUGAUGCAUGUUUUUGAGUUGCGGGAGAAGUCUCUCGUUCAGGAGCAAAAUCUGAACACCAGUUUGAGAGGGAUUUCCCAGUUACUUCCACUGACCAGGUCAAUAUUCAACAGCAUCAAAACAGUCAUUUCGUUGACUCUGGACCUGACUCCCCUUUCUGGCUUUUGCGGCACUGUGGAAUUGUCAUAGCACCCAGUUUCUCUGUUACAUAAUGCUCAAUCCUGACAGUUAGAUGUUAUGUAUGUUUCAAGUUUUUUUAAGGCACUGCUGUUGGGAUCUGUGUGUGAUGGAUGGAGAUUUUUGUGGGAGUCUCACACUGCAGCAUCACGUGAAAAGAAAAAGAAAGAAAAAAUGGUAUUUCCCCAGAGUUCCCUCCUUCCCCGACCAUCCACACAAUGUACACAGCCGUUCACUUAGGUGACAAUUUGUAAUCUAAAGUGCCUUCACCAGUCUGGCCACCUCCAGAUGAUUUGCACUCCCAUGUUUUGGACUGCAAGCAGAAGUGCUGUCUGGGGAUGAUGGGAGUUGUAGUCCAAGCGAUCUGGAGGGCACCAGUUUAGAAAGAGCUCUGCCAAAUCCUUCAUGUCAGACACAUUCAUUAUUGGCACGAAGGAGGAGUGUCAUUUGAGGGUUGGCAGAGUCCUGCUGCUAUGGGGGCCCUGAUGGGACGGGGGUUGCCUCAUAUGCCUCAUGCAAAAUGGAUGUGGUCAUGCAAAUUGCUUUUUGCUGGAAUAGGUCUCUAGAAUAGGUCAAGAAGUUUCCUGACUGACAUGUGAGAAGAGAGACUACUUCUGGAGGUGGGCCCUGUUGAGCAGGUGGGCUUGUGCACAUAGGCACUGACUUGCCAGUAAUGUGGAGGCGUUCCACCUCAGAGUGGGCACAAGGGCCAGAUCUUAAAUUGGGCCGGCAUGAUUUGUGACCCGCCAUGUUGAAUAUCACCCACCAGGGCCUCGAUAAACCUCAAUUUUUGCUGCUUAUCCAGGACUGCAAAAAUAAGGUGGUCAUCAAAUACGCUGCAGGCCAUUGUAGGGGGUGGGCUAACGUCAGCUUAGUGUAGCUUUCACCGACUGGGUGCCCUCCAGAAAGUUUUCCCAGGUUGCAGUCCAAAUCAUCUGGAGGGUGCCAGGUUGGCAAAGGCUGCUCUAAUGGGUCAUAGGUUGGAAUGGGCACUCCAGAUUUGCAGGCUUGGCUUCUUCAUGUGACCGGCCUCGUCCCACAAACGGCCUGCCACACAAAGCCAUCACCGUGCAGGUGAUGCAACCAAACGUUGCUGGUGUUUAUAUCACUUCUUCCUCGGUGGCUGUUUGUGAACAGCCUCUCCCCCCGCAGCCCCUCCCAGGACCCCAAAAGGCAAACAGCAACACCAAAAAGCUGACCAAUGUACAUUUUUAAAAAUUUGAUUUUUUUAAUAAAAAGUGGCCUUUUAAAAAUUAACACGAAGGUGGUUUUGUGAAAGUGUCCUCAGAAAGGAUGCUCUUUUAACAUGCUCUGGGGAAAAUAAAAACCCAGAUACAAAACGAGCAUUUUCCACCCAGGGUGCUUGUUGUACAAGUGCUGUUGUGAUGCCUGAAGAACAAACGGACACUUUCUGGCUCUUUCCCACCUAAACGUUUACUGUGUGAGGCAGUCCUGAGAGGUCGUCCCUGGGCUCUGAAUUCAGGAUCCUCUGGAGAAAUGUUGAAUCCUGGGCGUGUGCGUGUGGGGAAGUAAUAUCGGGUUCCUUUUGCUACCCCCAAAUCUACAGUGACCCAGGUCCCUCUUCCCACUUCUUUGCAGGGGAAGGUCCAGUUGACCAGUUGUAGCAUUGCCUGCUGGGGUUCAUGGGUGGGUCCCUUGGAUAGGCACGUCCCGUCCCCUCCCUCUGUGCGCUCUCCAGCGUCCUGGUGACAACUGCUUAGAUGGGACAGACGCAACAUUAACUGGAAAGCCAACAUUCCUCAAGAUGUGGAUUAAGUACUGGGGUGGGAGGGGUGUUCUUGGCCUGCUGGUGAAAACCAAGAGUUGCUCCACGGAAGAUGCUUCAUGCAAAAUUGCAGUGCUUUGAUGAUGCACCUUAUUCCCCUCCCUGCUUGAGCCCCUUUCUAUGUUAAAUAAAAUUCAGUUUGCCUUUA
Molecule: messenger RNA, 4744 nt
Organism: Rhineura floridana
Lineage: Eukaryota; Metazoa; Chordata; Lepidosauria; Squamata; Rhineuridae
Product: gastrula zinc finger protein XlCGF7.1-like
Exons: 2
Coding region: 192-1187 (331 amino acids)
Biological process (GO): negative regulation of transcription by RNA polymerase II
Cellular component (GO): nucleus
Molecular function (GO): RNA polymerase II transcription regulatory region sequence-specific DNA binding; DNA-binding transcription repressor activity, RNA polymerase II-specific
Source: RefSeq, a predicted model, not a curated record